CACCCCCUCUAUAACCCCCAUCCCGGGGCGCAGCGCGCCUGCGUGGACGCGCUGCCCUGCGCGCUGAUUGGCCGCGCGCUGGCGCCUGCGCCGUGGGCUCUCCGUGGCCGGGCGUCCGCGUCGCGCGCCCUCCCCUCGCCCUCACGCCCUCAGCGGUUUUUGGGUUCGAAAGAUGCCGGCGGCGGUGAGUGGCUGCGGCGGGCCCGCCCCCCCGCUUCUCCGCCCCCGCCGCCGCCAUUACGGAGCUCCCAGUGGUUGACUCUCCAAGGAUUUAGGAAAAAUCCUUGUGGUUAACAGCAGAGGCUUCAGAGUGUAACCUGUACUCGGGCCUAGAAAUUAUUUUAAAUGGCGACUGAUACGUCUCAAGGUGAACUCGUCCAUCCUAAGGCACUCCCACUUAUAGUAGGAGCUCAGCUGAUCCACGCGGACAAGUUAGGUGAGAAGGUGGAAGAUAGCACCAUGCCAAUUCGUCGAGCUGUGAAUUCUACACGAGAAACUCCUCCCAAAAGCAAGCUUGCUGAAGGGGAGGAAGAAAAGCCAGAACCAGAUAUAAGUUCAGAGGAAUCUAUCUCUACUGUAGAAGAACAAGAAAAUGAAACUCCACCUGCUACAUCUAGUGAGACAGAGCAGCCGAAGGGAGAGCCUGAGAAGGAAGAAAAAGAAGAGAACAAGCCUGCUGGGGAAACCAAAAAGGAUGAGAAAGAUCAGUCUAAGGAAAAGGAGAAGAAAGUGAAAAAAACAAUACCUUCCUGGGCUACCCUUUCUGCCAGCCAGCUAGCCAGGGCCCAGAAGCAAACUCCGAUGGCUUCCUCCCCACGGCCCAAGAUGGAUGCGAUCCUAACUGAGGCCAUUAAGGCAUGCUUCCAAAAGAGUGGUGCAUCCGUGGUUGCUAUUCGAAAAUAUAUCAUCCACAAAUAUCCUUCUCUGGAACUGGAGAGAAGGGGCUAUCUUCUUAAACAAGCACUGAAAAGAGAAUUAAAUAGAGGAGUCAUUAAACAGGUAAAAGGAAAAGGUGCUUCUGGCAGUUUUGUUGUGGUCCAGAAAUCAAGAAAACCACCUCAAAAAUCCAGAAACAGAAAGAAGAGCAGCUCUGCAGUAGAUCCAGAACCACAAGUCAAAUUGGAAGAUGUGCUCCCGCUGGCCUUCACGCGCCUUUGUGAACCCAAAGAAGCUUCUUACAGUCUCAUCAGGAAGUAUGUUUCCCAGUAUUACCCUAAACUUAGGGUGGACAUCAGGCCUCAGCUGUUGAAGAAUGCUCUGCAGAGAGCAGUAGAGAGAGGCCAGUUAGAACAGAUAACUGGCAAAGGCGCUUCAGGGACAUUCCAGCUGAAGAAAUCAGGGGAGAAGCCCCUGCUGGGUGGAAGCCUGAUGGAAUAUGCAAUCUUGUCUGCCAUUGCUGCCAUGAACGAGCCCAAGACCUGCUCUACCACGGCUUUGAAGAAAUAUGUCCUGGAGAACCACCCGGGGACCAAUUCUAACUACCAGAUGCAUUUGCUGAAGAAAACUCUACAGAAAUGUGAAAAGAACGGGUGGAUGGAGCAGAUCUCUGGAAAAGGAUUCAGUGGCACCUUCCAGCUCUGUUUUCCCUAUUACCCCAGCCCGGGAGUUCUGUUUCCGAAGAAAGAGCCAGAGGAUUCUGAGGACGAGGAUGAAGAUGACGAUGAGUCAUCAGAGCAUGACUCUGAGGAUGAGGAGCCGCCACCUAAGAGAAGGUUGCAGAAGAAAACGCCAGCCAAGUCCCCAGGGAAGGCUGCAGCCAUGAAACAAAGGGGGUCCAAGCCUGCACCUAAAGUUCCAGCUGCCGCACGGGGGCGAGUGAGGCCUCUGGCCAAGAAAGCCCCUCCAAAGGCCAAGACGCCAGCCAAGAAAGCCAGGCCCACCCCCCCAGUCACUAAGAAACCCGGUGGUGGCUCUUCAAAGAAGCCUGCAGCCAGAGCAAGAAAGGAAGUGAAACUGCCUGCUAAAGGCAAAUCUACCGUGAAGAAAUCUUUCAGAGCAAAAAAGUAAAUUUUAUAGGAAAUAAGGGUAUCAUGAUGGAAUUCAAAAUCUUAUUUUCUAAGGUCAGUGUGCAUUUGUUUUAGUUUUGGUGUUUUUAAAACUACAUUUUCCCCCCUCCUCUCUGAGCAUUAUGGGGAGGGGACUAUACAUAACACACGUAGGCAUUGGCUAGCUUGAGGUGCUGUUCUCAGUGCCUGCUCUUGGAGUCAUUUUAAUUUCUGCAAUAAUCCUGGACUUUAUUCAACCAUGUAACCUUUAUUUGCCCUUUGUUGCUCCCCUUCCCCAGACUUUUUUUAUGGGCAGCUUGGCGCUUCCCCCUCCCCACCCUCUAGUUUUAUGUAAACAGUUGCAAAAGUUUUUAUAUUUGUAGAAAGCAUCAAGAACAGAUGCCAGCCGGGUGCAAGAAGUAAAAAGAGUAUAGCACUGACUGGACUGUUGACCCUCCUGCUGAGGAGGCUGGGUUGUACCCGUAGUGAUCUUAUUUAUACAAACCACUCCACUCAUCCUUCCUCUCCGGCCGUAAAUACAGAGACAUGUUAGCUUUGGAAGUAAGCCAGAAGCGAAGUGAUCUCAUUCAAUUUGAGGACGGGCGGCUCCUGGGGGCCACUCUUGACACUGAUUUUCUAGGUGUUUUUCACAGAGCUGCGUGUUGUAUUCCCUGAACAGCAGCACACAGUCUCUGUACCACUUGGUUUUUGACUGAAGGGGAAGUGUAAGGCUGUAUUGAAUCUGUGAUUUCUAGUGUCACUUGGUUACCAAAAAUCAAAACAUAGAAAUCUUGAUCAAAUGUUUAAAUAUAUAUUUUAAUAUUUGGAGCAUGAAUUGUCAUUUCCUGUUUGCCUUUUUUGUAAGGAAGCGUUGGAGAGUUCCCUCAAUGCUAAUAUAGAAAUGUUAAAUGGAAAAGCAAACAAUUUGCUAAAAUAAACUAGAUUGGAGAUUCAUCUCUGGGUUUUUUCCCCUGUUUUCUUUCCACAGCACUUUUGAUAUUAAGCAAGUGGCUUCUUUUUUGAGGUAUUAAAAACAGAUAAGUAAAUGAAGCCCUACUACCUACCCCUUUCUUACUUGUAUUUGUUUCAAUAUUGUGAAGUUGUGUUAAGUAGUACUAGCUUUCUACUGGAGAAAUUCCAGUUUCUGGUUAUCAUUUAUCCUCCCUGUGGCACUUAAUAUUUUUAUUGUCUUAAACUUUUUGCUGUACAUCUUCUGGCCCCUUGAGUGCUACCAGAGACAAAAGAUGUUUCUUUCAUUUUCAUUCCACUUUCAUUGUCUCCUGGGAUCCCUUCUGCAGCCUAAACUGUGGGAAAUGGACUGAAGAAGAUUGGCUUAAAUUCCAUUGUAAUUAUGUGUGAUCCCAUCAUGAAUUAUUGGAAUUGUGUUGCAUGUAAGGCAAUCUUUCCUGUUGUAAAUCUUCCUUUUUUUAAAUGUACAUAUAUUUUGAAAAAUACGAAUAAACAUGACAUUUUAAAAGCU
Molecule: messenger RNA, 3465 nt
Organism: Ochotona princeps (American pika)
Lineage: Eukaryota; Metazoa; Chordata; Mammalia; Lagomorpha; Ochotonidae
Gene: HP1BP3
Product: heterochromatin protein 1 binding protein 3
Exons: 13
Coding region: 346-2007 (553 amino acids)
Biological process (GO): nucleosome assembly; heterochromatin organization
Cellular component (GO): nucleosome; nucleus; chromosome
Molecular function (GO): DNA binding; nucleosome binding
Source: RefSeq, a predicted model, not a curated record